Messenger RNA from Hylaeus anthracinus, 2080 nucleotides. Its product is annotated as cytochrome P450 4c3-like. The record is from RefSeq and is a predicted model, not a curated record. The coding region runs from base 313 to 1833 and encodes 506 amino acids. NCBI's taxonomy places the organism in Eukaryota, Metazoa, Arthropoda, Insecta, Hymenoptera, Colletidae. Gene Ontology annotation, molecular function: oxidoreductase activity, acting on paired donors, with incorporation or reduction of molecular oxygen; monooxygenase activity; iron ion binding. The transcript has 8 exons.
UUAUCGUGUAAUCCAAGUGGACAAUAAUAACGUGAAUAGUAUAAAUAGUACGUUUAUUGUUCCACAGCAGUUCCUUUUUUCCGUUUUCCAAGGAAGUGGUUCGCUUUGAAAUUGAUAGCAUUGGUAACCAGCUAACCACGAUCGAAUGAUAUAUAGUUAACGAAAUAUCCGUUGUCCGUGCGAUUCUAUAUAAUAUUUAGAAUGACGUUCGCGAGGAGCGCUGUUGCUAAAAUAAAGUGGUGAUAAAUAUGCGACAAACGUGAACACGUUAAAUGAAAUUUAAAGGUUUUCGGGCUCGGUGGAGAAUUCAGAAUGACCGCCGCGAUGCUCGUCAUGGGAGGAUCUUGGGUUACGUUGACUUUGUCGAUGUGCCUGAUGGCGAUCGUUCUGGUGAUGAUCGUGCGACGAGGGAGGUUUUUGUACAAGUUGAGAGAUGUGCCUUAUCCUCCUGCGCUUCCUAUCAUCGGGAAUGCUCAUCAGUUGUUCUGCAGUCCGGAAGAGUCCUUCAAGAAAUUAGUCCAAUGGGGGAGAGAGUUUGGUGAUAUGUAUCUAGUUUGGGUAGGCAUGCGUCCGUUUAUCUUCCUCUACAAGGCAGAAGCGAUACAGCCAUUGUUAAACAGUAGCGUUCACAUCGACAAAAGCUUAGAAUACGAGUAUUUACAACCUUGGCUAGGAUCUGGCUUGGUGACUAGUGCUGGUGAAAAAUGGCACUUUCGUCGGAAAUUACUGACACCGACGUUUCACAGCGGACUUUUGGAGACGUACUUCAAGACGACGAUGAGAGAAGCCAAAAUAUUAGUAUCUUGUCUUAGAAAUGAAUUAGGCAAACCUGCAUUUGAUAUUGUUCCAUACGCGAAACGAGCAACACUGGACAUAAUAUGCGAUAGCACCAUGGGAUGCAACAUUAAAGCGCAAACAAAUUUCAGUAACGAAUACGUGCAAGCUGUGAAUACGUUAGCUUCGAUUUCGCAAAGGAGAUUUUUUAACGUAUGGAUGGCUUUCGACCCGAUCUUUAAAUUAACAACAUGGGGGAAGCAGCACGACCACGCUCUACGCAUUGCUCACGAAUUCGUUAAUAAAAUAAUCGCAGAAAGGAAAGCAAAAUGGAAUGCCAACAAAAAUGAGAAUUCAAACGAACGACCCGGUAAAUAUCAGGCUUUAUUGGAUCUGCUAUUCGACUUGUCAGAAGGUGGCAAAAUGCUCACCGAUCACGACAUUAGAGACGAGGUGAACACGUUUAUGUUCGCGGGUCACGAUACCACAGCGACCAGCGUCUCAUGGAUUUUGUAUUCUUUGGGCCGAUAUCCUCAGUAUCAGAACAAAAUUCUUGAAGAGUACAAUGAAGUAGCAGGAACAAAGGAAUUGACGUUAGAUAUAUUAAACAAACUAACCUGGCUGGAAGCGUGCAUAAAAGAGUCUUGGAGAUUGUAUCCUGUGGUAUCUCUAAUUGCAAGACAAAUUUAUAAUCCUAUUACAAUAAUGGGACACGAUAUUCCAGUAGGAUCGACGGUCUUCGUCAACGCGUUUCUUCUUCAUCGUGAUCCACGAUACUUUCCAGAUCCAGAGAUCUAUCGACCAGAACGGUUCCUUCCUGACGGGCCAAAGUACCCCUCUUACGCUUUCGUCCCCUUCAGCGCAGGAUCCCGGAAUUGCAUAGGAUGGAAAUACGCUACUAUGAUGGUAAAAGUUCUUGUUCUCAACGCGGUGAAAAAUUUCCACGUGGAAUCGCUGGAUACCGAAGAUCGGCUCCGCUUCAGCAGCGAAUUAGUGCUGGCCAAUGCUAAUGGGCUUCAAUUAAGGAUUACUCCGAGGAUGCAGGAUAUCUGUGGGUAGUUUCUCUGCAAAUGUAUCCAACCGAUUCGAUAGAACAGUCGAAGAUAUAUUUUUUUUAAACGUGAUUAAAAAAUGAUAGGGUUAAUGACACAAUUACCGGCUACGUAAGAAUUUAAUUUAAUAAAUAAAUGUCAUUUCUGUGAGAUCAAUCGAGAGGGGUUGCUGUGAUAUUAUGAACACAGAUGCGUAAUAAAAAGAAACGUUGUUGUAGAAUAAAAUGCGGUGGCAUGUCUUUAUUGGUCGCUCG